CAAACAGUCGCCUGCCAUCCGCCAACGCGAUUAGACAUUUGAAGGGAAACACUUUUUCAUUGAACGCACAUUGAGAUCGCCAUUCGAGAUGCGCUCCCUUUGGCUGCUGCUCGGCUUGGGCCUGCUGGCUGUGAGCCACGUCCAGGCCUCUACGGAGUUUUCCGAAGAUCUGCUGGAUGAGGACCUCGACCUGUCCGACAUCGAUGAGAACGAAGAGGAGUUCCUGCGCCUGCUGGAGGAGAAGAACAAGAUCAAGGAUAUUGAGCGCGAGAAUGAGAUUGCCACCAAGCUGGCCGAAGUGCAGCACAAUCUACUCAAUCCCGUUGUCGAGGUGGAUCUGUGCGAAACGAUGAGCUGCGGAGCCGGUCGCAUCUGCCAGAUGCACGACGAGAAGCCCAAAUGCGUGUGCAUUCCGGAGUGCCCGGAGGAGGUGGACACUCGCCGCCUGGUCUGCACCAAUACCAACGAGACCUGGCCGUCGGACUGCUCUGUGUAUCAGCAGCGCUGCUGGUGCGACAGCGGCGAGCCCGGCUGCACCAAUCCGGACAACGCGCACAUGCACAUCGACUACUACGGCGCUUGCCACGAGCCCAGGAGCUGCGAGGGCGAGGACCUGAAGGACUUCCCCAGGCGCAUGCGCGACUGGCUGUUCAACGUGAUGCGCGACCUGGCCGAGCGCGACGAGCUGACCGAGCACUACAUGCAGAUGGAGCUGGAGGCGGAGACCAACAACUCGCGUCGCUGGUCGAACGCCGCCGUGUGGAAGUGGUGCGACCUGGACGGCGAUACCGAUCGCUCCGUCUCGCGCCACGAGCUCUUCCCCAUCCGUGCUCCGCUGGUCAGUCUCGAGCACUGCAUCGCACCCUUCCUCGAGUCCUGCGACUCCAACAAGGACCAUCGCAUCACCCUGGUGGAGUGGGGCGCCUGCCUGGAGCUGGAUCCCGAGGACCUCAAGGAGCGUUGCGACGACGUCCAGCGGGCUCAGCCCCAUCUUCUGGGUUAGGACACAGCCCAUUUUCCAUAUCCACUUCUGUAGUAUGCAAUAGGUAGUUACUACUUGCUUCCUUAAUCCGAAAAAUGUCUAAUUUAGCAGUUAAUUGUGUAAAUGCUCGCUAUUCAAUGAAAUAUAUAACAACUUCUUUG
Drosophila melanogaster (fruit fly) is the source of this 1143-nucleotide messenger RNA. RefSeq names its product secreted protein, acidic, cysteine-rich (gene SPARC). Gene Ontology annotation, cellular component: extracellular region. The record is from RefSeq and is marked reviewed. The transcript has 3 exons. Gene Ontology annotation, molecular function: calcium ion binding. The coding region runs from base 89 to 1003 and encodes 304 amino acids. NCBI's taxonomy places the organism in Eukaryota, Metazoa, Arthropoda, Insecta, Diptera, Drosophilidae.